UGACGAUUGCUCGCUAUCGAUUGCUUCUCGCUGCGCGCGCAGUCUAUUGAUUGAACAUGGCGGCGACUCCAGCGACCAACCCGUCCCAGUUGCUUCCUCUCGAGCUCGUGGACAAAUGUAUCGGCUCCCGAAUUCACAUCGUCAUGAAAACCGACAAAGAAAUCGUCGGCACCCUGCUGGGGUUUGAUGACUUUGUCAAUAUGGUCCUGGAAGAUGUGACAGAAUUUGAAAUCACACCAGAGGGAAGGAGGAUAACCAAACUGGACCAGAUCCUCCUCAACGGCAAUAACAUCACCAUGCUCAUACCUGGAGGAGAAGGUCCUGAAGUAUGAGAAUCAUCACUGAGUGCGGAGACAGUUUUUUUCCUAUGUUGUGUUCCUGAGUUGAUUAUGACAUUAUUAUUGUUGUUUUUGGAUCAACCCUUCUUGAUCUUGAGGGAGAAUAUUUUUGUAUGUUUUGAAAAAAAAAAAAACACUUAAGUUAGAAGUGUGUCAUGAACCACACGUGACCAAAAAUUCUUUUACAAAUAAAUGAGAAUGAAACAGUUUGGAAAAAAAAAAA
Morone saxatilis (striped sea-bass) is the source of this 561-nucleotide messenger RNA. RefSeq names its product LSM5 homolog, U6 small nuclear RNA and mRNA degradation associated (gene lsm5). Gene Ontology annotation, biological process: mRNA splicing, via spliceosome. Gene Ontology annotation, molecular function: RNA binding. Gene Ontology annotation, cellular component: Lsm1-7-Pat1 complex; U4/U6 x U5 tri-snRNP complex; U6 snRNP. The transcript is spliced from 5 exons. The record is from RefSeq and is a predicted model, not a curated record. Lineage: Eukaryota; Metazoa; Chordata; Actinopteri; Moronidae. Bases 57 to 332 code for a protein of 91 amino acids.